AACAUGGCGGCAGAAGGUCCAGGCGUCACUUCCUGCAGGUGGCGGAUAUAAGGGGGAGGAUUUCCGCUUUCGCUCUUUUCCGGCGGUGACGACCUCCCCACGAGAACAUGCCUCUCGCAAAGGAUCUCCUUCAUCCCUCUCCAGAAGAGGAGAAGAGGAAACACAAGAAGAAGCGCCUGGUGCAGAGCCCCAACUCCUAUUUCAUGGAUGUGAAAUGCCCAGGAUGCUAUAAAAUCACCACCGUCUUUAGCCAUGCACAAACAGUAGUUUUGUGUGUUGGUUGCUCUACUGUCCUCUGCCAGCCUACAGGAGGAAAAGCAAGGCUUACAGAAGGAUGCUCCUUCAGACGGAAGCAGCACUAAAAGAACCCUCAAUCAAGAUGAAUGGGAAACCGUCCCAAUAAACACAUUUUGGAUACA
Molecule: messenger RNA, 419 nt
Organism: Camelus dromedarius (Arabian camel)
Lineage: Eukaryota; Metazoa; Chordata; Mammalia; Artiodactyla; Camelidae
Gene: RPS27
Product: ribosomal protein S27
Exons: 4
Coding region: 108-362 (84 amino acids)
Biological process (GO): ribosomal small subunit assembly; translation
Cellular component (GO): cytosolic small ribosomal subunit; ribosome
Molecular function (GO): RNA binding; structural constituent of ribosome
Source: RefSeq, a predicted model, not a curated record